AUGUGGGCUCGAGACACCCUCGCGCGCGGCGGACGCGACGCGCCGGGGCGAGGGGAGUUCGGGCGACGACGGGCGCGGCAUUGGGAGCGGAGAGGGCGCGCGGUGGGGCGGGCGAUGCCGGUGGUGAUGGAGGCCAAGGCGUUGAUUUCGUCCACGGAGGAGUGGCGGGCGCUUCGAUCGCACGUCGAGGCGAUCGAUAAGACGCACCUGCGGGAUUUGAUCAGAGACGAGGCGCGAUGCGACGCGCUGGCGCUCGAGUACGACGGUUUGUAUUGCGACUUUGCGAGACAGCGCGUGACGACGGAGACCAUGGAGAAGCUGUAUGAUCUCGCGAGAGCGGCGGGCGUGAGAGAGAAGGUGAACGCCAUGUUUAACGGGGAGGCUAUUAACUCGACGGAGAACCGCGCCGUGCUGCACGUCGCGACGCGGGCGCCAAAGGAUAAGGUGAUCAACGUCGACGGGAGGAACGUCGUGCCGGACGUGCACGACGUUUUGGAAAAGAUUAAGGAGUUCUCCGAGCGCGUGCGCAACGGCGAGUGGAUCGGUGAGACGGGUAAGCCGCUCAAGGAUGUCGUCGCGAUCGGUAUCGGUGGUUCGUUCCUCGGUCCCCUCUUCGUGCACACGGCGCUCCGCACGAAUCCGGAAGCCGCGGUUGGCGCGAGCGGGAGACAGCUUCGGUUCCUCGCGAACGUCGACCCGGUCGACGUCGCGCGCUCUUUGAAUGGACUCGACCCGGAAACCACGCUCGUGAUCGUCGUUUCGAAGACGUUCACCACGGCUGAGACGAUGCUCAACGCGCGCACCGUGCGUGCGUGGAUUCGCGCGUCGCUCGGUGAAAACGCCGUCCAAAAGCAUAUGGUGGCCAUCUCCACCAACCUCAAGCUCGUCAAGGAGUUCGGGAUCGAUCCGGACAACGCCUUCGCGUUCUGGGACUGGGUCGGCGGCCGAUACUCCGUGUGCUCCGCCGUCGGUAUGCUCCCGCUUUCGCUGCAGUACGGGUACGACACCAUGGAGAAAUUUCUCGAAGGCGCGUGGUCGAUGGAUCAGCACUUCGCCAACGCUCCGUUCGAGGAGAACCUCCCGGUGACGCUCGGGAUGCUUAGCGUGUGGAACGUCUCGUUCUUGGGAUGUCCUGCUCGCGCGAUUCUGCCGUACUGCCAAGCGCUUGCCAAGCUCGCGCCGCACAUUCAGCAAGUCGCGAUGGAGUCCAACGGAAAGGGCGUCGCCAUCGACGGCACCCCGCUCGACUACGACACGGGUGAGAUCGAUUUCGGCGAGCCCGGGACGAAUGGACAGCACUCGUUCUACCAGCUCAUUCACCAAGGUCGCACCAUUCCGUGCGAUUUCAUCGGCAUCGUGAAGAGCCAACAGAGCGUGUACUUGAAGGGUGAAAUCGUCUCCAACCACGACGAGCUCAUGUGCAACUUCUUCGCCCAGGCCGACGCGCUCGCCGUGGGUAAGUCCGCGGUGGAGUUGCGCUCCGAAAACGUCCCCGACGCAUUGAUCCCGCACAAGACCUUCAGCGGUAACCGACCGUCGCUCUCCAUCAUGCUUCCCGAGCUCAACGCGUACACCACCGGUCAGCUCUUGAGCCUGUACGAGCACCGCGUCGCCGUUCAAGGCUUCGUCUGGGGCAUCAACUCCUUCGACCAGUGGGGGGUAGAGCUCGGAAAGGUUCUCGCAUCUCGCGUUCGCGCCACGAUGAACGACAAGCGCACCAAGGGCGAGACCAUGUCCGGAGGCGAGGGCUACAACCCGAGCACCACGCGUCUCCUGAACCGAUACCUCGCGGGCAAGGCCAAAUUGAUCUACCCCGAGCCCAAGGACGUGUUCCCGUGCGAUCUCAUCGAUUCCGACGAGUGCAGACCGCCCACGUCGUACGUGUAA
Messenger RNA from Ostreococcus tauri, 1887 nucleotides. RefSeq names its product Phosphoglucose isomerase, C-terminal. Lineage: Eukaryota; Viridiplantae; Chlorophyta; Mamiellophyceae; Mamiellales; Bathycoccaceae. Gene Ontology annotation, biological process: gluconeogenesis; glucose 6-phosphate metabolic process; glycolytic process. The record is from RefSeq and is a predicted model, not a curated record. The coding region runs from base 1 to 1887 and encodes 628 amino acids. Gene Ontology annotation, cellular component: cytosol. The transcript has 3 exons. Gene Ontology annotation, molecular function: monosaccharide binding; glucose-6-phosphate isomerase activity; carbohydrate derivative binding.